UUUAAUUAAUUUAAAUUUUUUUCGCGAACUUUUUUGUUUGAAUAAAUUUCGUAGAAUUUUGUUGAAAAUUUUUCCGAAAGGAAAAAAUAUUCUGGACAUACCGGCGCCAUAUAACCUUCGAUCAUCAUUAUUUUUUCUUCUAUUUUGCCUUUUGAAUGGACGUUUUAUAUAAACGUGGCUAUACAAAUCUGAUUAAAAUUGAUUCCGGUGGUCAGGCACGUGUUUAUAAAGCUGAACAUGUACCGGAUGGACAAAUUGUUGCCAUAAAAAUAGUUCAUGUUGAAAAUCCAAACAAUACUAAAUUAGAUGAUGAUUUAAAGCGUGAAUUACAAAUAAUCAGUAAUUUACAACAUCCAAAUUGUAUAAAGAUACAUAAAUUAUUACGAUCACAAGGUAAAGUUUAUAUUGUUAUGGAUUUUAUGCCUAAUGGUAACAUUGGCAGUCGUGUUCGAAAUGAUGGUGAAUUAUGCGAAUGGCAUGCAAGGCUUUGGUUUUGUCCAAUUGCACGUGCUGUUAAAUAUCUUCAUGAACAUAAAAUUGCCCAUCGUGAUUUAAAAUUAGACAAUAUCCUAUUGGAUAUACAUUGGAAUCCAAUAUUAACAGAUUUUGGUUUCAGUCGCUUUGUUCCAAUAUUGGAAGAUGGCAGUGUUCAAAAAAGUCAUACAUAUUGUGGUACACCAUCAUAUAAUCCACCGGAAAUAUUGAAACAAAUUCCAUAUGAUCCAUUUAUGGCUGAUAUUUGGUGUCUUGGUGUUAUGUUAUUCAUUAUGAUCAAUAAAACUUAUCCAUUCGAUAAAAGUGAUCGUGAAAAAAUGUAUGAAGCUCAGCUAGAAAAACGUUAUAAAUUACGUGAUGUGAUUGAAAUGAAAUCAUCGCCAGAUGUAAAAGAUUUAAUUGAUCGUCUGUUAGAACCACAGCCAGAAUUACGUCCAAAUAUUUUCGAUGUUUGUAGUCAUCCUUGGUUUCCUCUAAUAUUAAGAGAAAAUGAAUUCAUUGUUAAACGACGAUCACCAGCAACUGCAACAGCAAAAACACCAACACCAAACAAUGAUGCAAAACAACCAGCAUCACCUUUGACUGAUUAUCAACAACAACUACUAAAACAACAACAACAAAUAUUCAAUAAUUUAACAAAAUCACCCGGAAUUGAUAAUGCUGCAGCACGACAUUACAGUGUAAAAUAUUUGAAUAAAGCUUUUAAAAUUAAACAACCACCAAUAUUAACAACGAUGCAAAAACAAAAAAAAUGAAUCAAUUUUCUUUUGUUUUUUCAUAAAAUAAACAUUCUUUUUUAAAUGACAACUAUAUUUCUUCUCAUCA
Molecule: messenger RNA, 1320 nt
Organism: Dermatophagoides pteronyssinus (European house dust mite)
Lineage: Eukaryota; Metazoa; Arthropoda; Arachnida; Sarcoptiformes; Pyroglyphidae
Product: testis-specific serine/threonine-protein kinase 3-like
Biological process (GO): protein phosphorylation
Cellular component (GO): nucleus
Molecular function (GO): ATP binding; protein kinase activity
Source: RefSeq, a predicted model, not a curated record